AUGGAACCAGGCUAUCAAAAGAGCAAUGAAGCAGAAAACUUGCUACCCAACAAUGAUACGUAUCACAGAGCAAUUGGUAAGCUGCUAUAUGUUGCCACUGUGACAAGACCAGACAUAGCCGCAGCAGUGGACAUACUAUGCAGGAAAGUUUCAGCUCCCUGUCAGCGUGACUGGAAAGCAGUAAAAAGAGUGAUGCAAUACAUCAAAGGAACAAUUCAGAUGAAGUUACGGUUACCAGCAACGUCCAAUCCAAAACUGGUUGGAUAUGUGGAUGCUGAUUGGGCUGGGGACUGCACAGACUGCAAAUCCACAAGUGGAUUCAUCUUCCAGUAUGAGGAAGGAACCAUAAGUUGGUCUAGUUGA
Molecule: messenger RNA, 363 nt
Organism: Rana temporaria (common frog)
Lineage: Eukaryota; Metazoa; Chordata; Amphibia; Anura; Ranidae
Product: secreted RxLR effector protein 161-like
Exons: 1
Coding region: 1-363 (120 amino acids)
Source: RefSeq, a predicted model, not a curated record